Aspergillus terreus NIH2624 is the source of this 1761-nucleotide messenger RNA. RefSeq names its product putative sugar transporter. The transcript is spliced from 6 exons. Bases 1 to 1761 code for a protein of 586 amino acids. Gene Ontology annotation, biological process: transmembrane transport. Gene Ontology annotation, molecular function: transmembrane transporter activity. The record is from RefSeq and is a predicted model, not a curated record. NCBI's taxonomy places the organism in Eukaryota, Fungi, Ascomycota, Eurotiomycetes, Eurotiales, Aspergillaceae.
AUGGUACUCUUCAAUCCGUUUGCAAAACACGACCACGGCGACUUCCCCGGGGUGGUCGUGCCCCUCGCCAGUGCGCCGGCACACUCACACCCGAACCCCGAAGUAGGGAAACGCCAUAGCCACGAUGAGAAUCAGGACAAGAACAGCCUGGACAAGGCUCCAUCCGAGGAGAACGGGGUCCCCUCGUCCAUCCCCGAGACCAGCCAUCUGACGAUCGAGGCCCUACGGGCGGAAGUCGAGGCUGAUAUCGGGGCGUCGGGGAUAGAUAGCGCUUAUGACCGUAAAUCAAAAGUCAUCAAUAGAGCCAUCCAAGACAUCGGCAUGGGCCGGUAUCAAUGGGAGCUGUUUUGCCUAUGUGGGUUUGGCUGGCUCGCCGAUAAUCUCUGGUUACAGGGCGUCGCCUUGACCCUGACACAACUGUCCAUGGAGUUCGGCGUGUCCGAGGACCACGUUCGGUUCACCACCUGCGCGCUCUUCCUAGGCCUCUGCAUAGGUGCUUCCUUCUGGGGCAUCGCGUCGGAUGUGAUCGGACGCCGUCCGGCCUUCAACCUGACCCUGUUCAUCACCGGGGUCUUCGGUCUGGCCGCUGGCGGCGGGCCAACGUGGGUUGGAGUAUGCGCCCUAUAUUCCUGCCUGGGCCUUGGCGUCGGCGGUAACCUGCCCGUCGACGGCGCUCUGUUCUUAGAAUUCCUGCCCUUUGCCUCCGGCAAUCUCUUGACCAUGCUGAGCGUCUGGUGGCCGGUGGGCAAUCUCAUCGCCAGUCUCCUCGCAUGGGCGUUCAUCCCGAAUUAUACCUGCAAGAGCAACAUCCCGUCCUGCCACAAGGUCGGCCCGGGCGUCGAGUGCUGCAGCAAGAGCGACAACAUGGGAUGGCGGUAUCUCGUCAUCACGCUGGGCGCGCUCACCUUCGCCAUGUUCUGCUGCCGCUUCUUCCUCUUCCACCUGUACGAGUCGCCCAAGUUCCUGCUCUCGCGCGGCCGCCAGCGCGAAGCCGUCACCUCCGUGCACGGCAUUGCCCACAAGAACCGCACGCAGACCUGGCUGACCGAGGAGAUCCUCAACGAGAUCGGCGGGUACCCGGAGACCGUGCCCAAGCAGACGCUCACUUUCGCCGAGAUCGUCACGCGCUACCUCUCCAAGUUCUCGCUGCAGCGCAUCCAGCCGCUCUUCCGCACCAAGCGCCUCGGCCUCACCACCGUCCUCCUCUGGUUCUGCUGGGCCACCAUCGGCAUGGGCUACCCGCUGUUCAACGCCUUCCUGCCGCAGUACAUCAAGCGCGCCGGCGGCGGCGCCGAGCAGUCCACCUCCGUCGUCUACCGCAACUACGCCAUCACCGCCAUCGUCGGCGUGCCCGGCUCCAUCCUCGCCUGCUUCACCGUCGACAUCAAGCACAUCGGCCGCAAGGGCACCAUGACCGCCGCCACCCUCGUCACCGCCGUCCUGCUCUUCUGCUUCACCGCCUCCACCGACCCGGACGUCCAGCUCGUCUGCUCCGCCCUCGAGGCCUUCUUCCAGAAUAUCAUGUACGGCGUGCUCUAUGCCUACACCCCCGAGGUGUUUCCCGCCCCUAAUCGCGGCACUGGCACUGGCAUCGCGAGCUGUCUGAACCGUAUCGCGGGGCUAUGUGCGCCCCUCGUCGCGAUCUAUGGCGGGAGCUCGAACCCGGACGCGCCGAUCUAUGCCUCGGGUGGUUUGAUCCUCGCUGCGUUCGUCGCUAUGUGUUGUCUGCCUAUCGAGACCCGUGGUAAGCAGUCUUUGUAG